AUGUCAUCACAAGGCACUAAUGUUGUAGGUCAUUGGAAAGUUGUUGAUUAUCCGCAACAUCCUGAAUGUAUUGGUUGUCAAUUUAAUAUAAGUCAUGAUGAUGAAACAACAAAUUUGUAUCGUCUCAAUGCACACGUAGUUAAUAGUUUAUUUUGUCCUUUAGAGCAUAAUCCUAUAAGUAACGAAUGGACACUUGCUGGAGCUGUCGGAUCAACACUAAUGCUUGGACCACCAGAAGAAAUGAAAAAAGAAAAUAUAAUUGGUGACUUAAUCUCUCGUAUUCAAAACUUGGAAGUUGAAGGUGGACAACAUUUAGUCAUUACAACAAAUAAUGGUGAACAAAUUCGAUUAGAACGUUCACAGUAG
Molecule: messenger RNA, 366 nt
Organism: Rotaria sp. Silwood2
Lineage: Eukaryota; Metazoa; Rotifera; Eurotatoria; Philodinida; Philodinidae
Source: the annotation of a GenBank genome assembly